AUGCCUUCUUCGAUACGAUUAUCGCACCAACCACGGGUGCAUAUCCUUGGGUUGGGGAGUAUUGGCACUUUCACUGCUCACGGUCUAUUAGAGACGCCGAAGAGUCCAGCGGUCACCCUGUUGCUGCACCGCGAAUCGCUCUAUGAAGGCUACCGCCAAAACUGCAAUAAGAUUCUUCUGGAGACGUUGGAUGGUCAAUUGCUUGGCCAUGAGGGCUAUGACACAGAGGUGUAUCGAGCAGGCAGCUGGUAUCGUCUCCCGGCUUCGGAGGAGACAACGGACAAGAUCGACCACCUUAUCGUCAGUGUCAAGGCCACGCAAACAACGACUGCUCUCCGCGCACUAAAGGACAGGCUCUCGGCUAAAUCCACCAUCUUAUUCCUCCAGAAUGGAUGCGGGAUGAUUGAUGCAGUCAAUCAGUCCAUUUUCCCGGAUCCCAGCACCAGACCAAAUUACAUCGUCGGUGUGGUUUCGCACGGGGUCACACUUAACAGCCCCUUUCACGUCACUCAUACUGGGGCCGCAGCUAUUUCGCUGGGAGCGGUCCCUCCAGAGUCCGGUGUUGCGCCCUCUUCGGAGCGGGAAUACCUCCUCAGCCUCCUUCCGCAGUCCCCUCGUCUCAAUGCGACCGCAUACCCCUACGCCGAAGUCUUGCAGAUCCAGCUGGAGAAGCUCGCCGUGAACGCAUUCUGCAAUCCACUCUGCGCCUUACACAAUGCGCAGAAUGGAUUCUUGUUCACGCUGCCUGAGCUCCGAAGACAGAUACUCACCGAGGUUUCAAAUGUGGUGAUGAUGUUGCCAGAGCUGCGACAUAUCCGCGGUGUACAGGAUCGGUUUGCCGUCGAUAGGCUGGAGGCGACAGUCAUUGAUAUUUUGACAAAGACCGCUGAGACAACGUGCUCGAUGGUGUGGGACUUGAGGGCGGGAAAAGAGACGGAGAUCAGAUUUAUCAACGGAUACUGGGUCCGAAGAGGAAAAGAGGUGGGAGUGCCAACGCCGGUGAAUGAGCGUCUGAUGGAGGAAGUGAUCAGCAAGGGGGGUUAA
This is a messenger RNA of Aspergillus udagawae, 1044 nucleotides long. Its product is annotated as ketopantoate reductase family protein. Bases 1 to 1044 code for a protein of 347 amino acids. Gene Ontology annotation, molecular function: 2-dehydropantoate 2-reductase activity; NADP binding. The record is from RefSeq and is a predicted model, not a curated record. Lineage: Eukaryota; Fungi; Ascomycota; Eurotiomycetes; Eurotiales; Aspergillaceae. Gene Ontology annotation, biological process: pantothenate biosynthetic process. The transcript has a single exon. Gene Ontology annotation, cellular component: mitochondrion; cytoplasm.